ACCUCCGCUGGGCGCAUGCGUCCCUUCCUUUCCCACGGUGGAAGAGACGCCACUUCGCUUCCUUCCGCUUUGAUGCCUUUUGGCCCCAGCGACUCGCCGUUGUCCAGGCUGAGGCGUUCACUAGUUGAGGUGAUGGCGACUGGGACACCAGAUUCGCAAGCGCGAUUCGGUCAAUCCGUGAAGGGGCUCCUCACAGAGAAGGUGAACACCUGUGGGACGGAUGUGAUCGCGCUCACCAAGCAGGUGCUGAAAGGCUCCCGGAGCUCUGAGCUGCUAGGUCAGGCGGCUCGAAACAUGGUCCUGCAGGAAGAUGCCAUCUUGCACUCAGAAGAUAGUUUAAGGAAAAUGGCAAUAAUAACAACGCACCUUCAAUACCAGCAAGAAGCUAUUCAGAAGAAUGUUGAGCAGUCUUCUGAUCUACAGGACCAGUUGAAUCAUCUGUUGAAAUAGAAUGGCUUGUAAGCAGGAAAAGCACUUCUUUGCCUGACACUGAGAAGGAAAUAUUUUAUUCAAUUACUGUCCUGUGGGUUUACAUUUUCCAUUUUCUUCUCCAAAAGUUAAGUUAGAAAAGAUUUGUGAUGGUCUACAGUUUCCUCUGAAGAGAAGCUGGGUGGUUGAAUUUUGGAAGUACUCUUAAAGCAGACUAACCCAUGCUCUUACUGAAUUUUUUAAUUGCUCUGUUUAGUUUUAUGUUAAAGCAAAAUAAAAAAGAUCUUAGUUUUUCCCACAGAA
Canis lupus familiaris (dog) is the source of this 732-nucleotide messenger RNA. It is a transcript of the gene BORCS7, whose product is annotated as BLOC-1 related complex subunit 7. The transcript has 5 exons. Gene Ontology annotation, cellular component: BORC complex. The record is from RefSeq and is a predicted model, not a curated record. NCBI's taxonomy places the organism in Eukaryota, Metazoa, Chordata, Mammalia, Carnivora, Canidae. The coding region runs from base 16 to 450 and encodes 144 amino acids.